CUAGAUUUAUACACACUAUCAUCCACACUGUGUAAACGCAAAACGUGAAAUUGAAAAGAAAAAAGCAAAUAAACUUGAUCAUCAAAAGAAGGAAAACGGAAUACGAAAAUAAAAAAAAUCAUGGUUUCCAAUAUGAAUAUUGAGCCUCGAGCUGAAAUAUGUGAUAUUAAUCGGCCAGCAUUAACGAAUAGCGCAAUAAGCCAAACUACAAUCGAAUGUCAUUUAAAUCAACAGAACCAUCACGAAAUGGUUGACGCCGAAGAGCUGACGAAAAAAGUUCUCAAACUGGAUCUCAGCAAACGGUCGGAGGCGGAAAAGGGCAGCUUUGAUUCGGAUGAAAAGGCCACAAUUAAUGACUGCAAAUCACCAAAAUCACCGCAAGCUUCAGGCGGUCGAUCCGGAAUUGCGACUGGAACCCGAUCAACCAUAAGCCAUCAAUCAUCGAUUACGUCACAAGUCGACGUCGUUGAAGAUCGCAAAGCUCUAAGGGAUGCAUUAUAUCAGGGAAUCUUUCAUCGUCAUCGACGUACCAUAUUUGCCGUUGGAAGUUUCCUGCGUAUGUUGCGUACACGAAAUUCACAAUACAACACCAUACGAAGUAAUUCGGAAGGUGACGAAGACACCAGAUAAAUGAAUCGGUCCAACGAUCCACGAUGGAAAUUCAUUAUACCAAAACCACACAUAUACACAUAACUUGUUCAAUACACAACAACUCCACCCAACAAAUAAACACACAUACACACAAAAUACCAGCAACAACAACAACAACAAAACAACAAAACCCCGUUUAGAAAUUUAUAAUUAAAAAUAAAAUUAAUUAUCAUUAUUCUACUAAUUACUGGUCAUGUUACUAAAAGGAGUUGAAAAGCCAGAGAGAAAAAAAACACACGUAUAUCAUACGAAGAAAAACAACAAAAUAUUGAAAAGAAAAGCGGUGAAAAGAUAAAUAUUAAUCCGAUGAUUUUUUUAGACGAUAAGUUUUAUUCAACUAGAAGAUGUAAUGGAACAGCUUGAUAUUUAUGUCUUAUGAAAGUGAUUACAGAAAUAAAUUAAGCAGAAAUAAUAAAUUGUAUUUCGAAAAAUUUUCAAAUUAAAAACUUAGCGUCAUCCAUUAUACGCUCUGACCCAGAUAA
Molecule: messenger RNA, 1133 nt
Organism: Sitodiplosis mosellana (orange wheat blossom midge)
Lineage: Eukaryota; Metazoa; Arthropoda; Insecta; Diptera; Cecidomyiidae
Exons: 3
Coding region: 121-630 (169 amino acids)
Source: RefSeq, a predicted model, not a curated record